AUGGGACCCACCAUGCCUCCCAGUAAGAAGGCCCAGAGCCCCAGUAGUGGAGCCAGCGCUUCACAGGGCAUGAGCCCACCGUACCGACAAGGAGAUGCUGCAACAGCGGCAUCUGAGGCGGAGGCGGCAGACCUCUCCCUUUCUUUGUCCGCCUCCUUUUCCAAAGCUGAAGACGAGGAACUAACAAGUCUUUCCUGGCUCCAUGAGAGCACUGACCUACUCAACAGCUUCAGCCAUUCAGGGUUGCGUAGCGUUUCCCCUCUGCUGGACCCCGACGGUCAGCACCCCCGCUCGCCUUCUUCCACGUCGCCAUGCCCAGACGACCCCCUGCUGGGCGAUGCACACUCGGCGUACGACUUGGCGGCAGGGGCCAAUAGAAAACCACCAUACUCCUUCAGCUGCUUGAUCUUUAUGGCUAUUGAGGAUGCGCCAAACAAGAGACUGCCAGUAAAAGAUAUAUAUGGUUGGAUCCUUGAGCAUUUCCCUUAUUUUGCAAGCGCCCCUACAGGAUGGAAGAACUCUGUACGCCACAAUCUGUCACUAAACAAGUGCUUCAAGAAGGUGGAUAAAGACCGCAGUCAGAGCAUAGGAAAGGGAUCGCUAUGGUCAAUAGACCCCGAGUACAGGCAUAACCUGAUACAGGCACUCAAGAAAACACCGUACCAUCCCUACUCAGCAGGCCUGCCGCCUCCGUCCACUUCCCCACCAACUCUGUCACAGACAUUUCACCACAGUCCUCCAUUGUGGGCGGGGAGUCCCCUCUUCAGGAAGAAUGGCGGAGUCCUCCUACAAGUUCCUCGUAGUGUGAUUCAAAAUGGAGCCCGUGUCAGGAGCCAAGCUCUCUUCCCUGUUAUAAGACCUGUUCCUGUAAGCCCAGUUGGGACCAGAACUUCAGCCAUUAGAUCAUCCAUAGGAGACUAUCUAAAACGAGGCCAGGACAGCCCUUCCUGCUACUCUCCUCCACCCUGCAGUGAAGACCUUCAGGAAGACCACAAUUACAGCACCGCCAAAUCCCCGAGCAGGCUGGGCUCUUCCCAGGCCACGGCCCCUUCAUCUCCGACGCAAGACGACGACAUUAUCGCCGUGGAAAUACAAUCUGACGUCAAACCCGAGCCUCGGGAGAUCCCGCUGGAUUCUCACGUCGCGACCGCCGCCGCAACCUACCUUUCCCAGCAAACGCUUCGGGGACAGAGACGGAGCCUGGGGGCGGGACCCGGGACUCUGGCAGGGAGUAGCUUUGCAUGGACCAAAAACCGAGCGAGGGGCAUUAGCGACACGCUGCCGCUUAAGAAGCGGCGCGCGGUGGAAAAGCCGCCGGAGAGCGACGACGAGGAGAUGAAGGAGGCGGCGGGGUCGUUGCUCCACCUUGCCGGGGUCCGGGCUUGCCUCAACAACAUCACAAACCGCACCGCCAAGGGCCAGAAGGAGCAGAAAGAGACCCUGAGAAACUAA
This is a messenger RNA of Nerophis lumbriciformis (worm pipefish), 1452 nucleotides long. The record is from RefSeq and is a predicted model, not a curated record. Lineage: Eukaryota; Metazoa; Chordata; Actinopteri; Syngnathiformes; Syngnathidae.